This is a messenger RNA of Heterotrigona itama, 1339 nucleotides long. The record is from the annotation of a GenBank genome assembly. Lineage: Eukaryota; Metazoa; Arthropoda; Insecta; Hymenoptera; Apidae.
AUGCGCGGGAGCAGCUCUGAGCUCCUGCUGGAGGCGAGCUGCGUCCAGUGUCAGAGCGAUCAUCACGCCGGCCAGCACACCGCCAGGCAUCAUCAGCAGCAUCAGCUCGGCGAGAAACACGACUUCCAGGAGCGAGAGCUACGUCAUCGCAAACUGUUGGAGCUCGGGUUCGGCGCUUCGCGGCGCCGACCGCCACGGCGUACCUGCCGUCAGCGGUUCAACUUCUACGCCACAUCGGCGUUGGCAUUCGUCGCGACGUCCGGCGGCGCGGCCCUCCUCUUCCUGGUGCCGCUGUACGUCGAUCCGGCCAUCAGCACCCUGGCCGCCGAUUUCUCGCCGGACCCAGUCAUCUGCACCACCUCCAGGCGUGAGGAACUCGCCGGCCUGUUCAACUGCACCUGGAGCUCCUGCCGCGAGGGAUGCACCAGCGACGUCUACAGGUGUACGCAUAUAUACGUCACGUACACGCCAUGGAGCAACGCGAGCAUGAAGAACGACACCGGGGGUAGAGGCGGUUCGGCAAACUCGAGCGGCGCCGCGCACACCUCGACCACUUCUGUGCCAACGCCAGGCGACGUGGAGGCGGUACUGCUGGUGAAUAUCAAAGGGUGCGGCUAUCCGCCGAUCGUCGACUGCGAGAAUUUCACCCGCGAACUGGGCUACGAAGGCGCGAAAUUCCCCUGCCAUUACAGCCGCGUGAACGGCAGCAUAGUGAUGGCGAACUAUAACCGUGAGGCGCAGGUCACCACCAUCAUACACUUCUUCGCGGCGCCUUUCGUAGUGACUCUCGCGACCAGCGUCGCUCUGUGUGUGAUGCACUGUGACUGCAGGUGCAGUCCACCGCCACGGCAUUCGUCGCGAGGGAUCAGAAGAGGCAGGGGCAACGAUCUCAGGUAACGUGACUUUGAACGUUCGAUAAACCGUCUAAUGUCCCUGUGCAGUGAUUAUAUUGUCUUGUCGCCUGUUCCGGACUAACUUCCGGAAUUGGACGAAUUUGAUAAUUAGAAGAAUGCCUGAUUGACUGAGAGCCGCUAAAUUUGGAGUCGCUGAGUUAUGAUUUUCCGAGAGGACAACGAUGUAUUUAUUAUUGGAGUUUUGGAACAUUAUUGGAGAUAAUUUUGUUAUCAGAGUUUUUGGUAUUGUUAUAUCGGAACGUUUUUACAGUCGGAGUUGAUAUACAGAAUUUGAUGAGAAAAAUUACUAGGAAAUAUUAUUUUUAUAUCAUAUAUAUUUCUAUUGGUUUCAAUCGCGUUAAAAAAUCGUGUUGCAAAGAUAUUGUAAUUUAAGUAAUCUAUUAGCUAAUAAUAUUUUGAGGGUCGGUAUCAUCAAAAUAUCCUAG